Molecule: messenger RNA, 1582 nt
Organism: Culicoides brevitarsis
Lineage: Eukaryota; Metazoa; Arthropoda; Insecta; Diptera; Ceratopogonidae
Gene: Usp39
Product: ubiquitin carboxyl-terminal hydrolase 39
Exons: 2
Coding region: 66-1547 (493 amino acids)
Biological process (GO): mRNA processing; protein deubiquitination; spliceosomal complex assembly
Molecular function (GO): zinc ion binding; cysteine-type deubiquitinase activity
Source: RefSeq, a predicted model, not a curated record
AACAACUCUAAACGUUGAAAAAGCAGCAAAGAACGCCGGACUUUUUGUUAAUUUAAUUUGGGAUAAUGUCAGAAACGACUUCAAAUGAGAGUCCUGCAAAACGUUUAAAGACGGAACACAUAAAAGAGGAAGACGAUGAUGAAGAAAUUUCUAGUGUUUCGGUGAAAAAGUGUCCCUACUUGGAUACCAUCAAUCGUCAUAUGCUGGACUUUGACUUUGAAAAGCUUUGCUCCGUUUCGUUGACUCGCAUAAAUGUUUACGCUUGCCUUGUGUGCGGCAAGUACUUCCAAGGCAGAGGUACCAAUACUCAUGCUUACACUCACUCUGUCUCCGAAUUGCAUUAUGUGUUCUUGAAUCUGCACACCUUGAAGUUCUACUGCCUUCCCGACAACUACGAGAUUAUCGACUCGUCCCUGGAUGACAUCAAAUACGUGUUGAAUCCGACUUUUACAACCAAGGAAAUUCGUCAAUUAGACGAACAUCUCUCCAAAUUUUCUCGCACAGUGGAUGGCGAAUUGUAUAUCCCCGGCAUUUGUGGCUUGAAUAAUAUCAAAGCUAACGACUACAGCAACGUUAUGUUGCAAGCAUUGUCGCAUGUGAGUCCCGUUCGCGACUAUUUUUUGCAAGAAUCCAAUUACAUUCAUAAGAAAAAGCUAACAGGAGACGUGGCUUUUUCAAUUGUCUCGCGCUUUGGUGAACUCAUCCGAAAAUUGUGGAAUCCACGAAACUUCAAAGCUCACGUGUCACCUCACGAAAUGCUCCAAGCGAUUUCUCUCUGCAGUAAAAAACAAUUUCAAAUUACGGAACAAGCGGAUCCCAUCGACUUCAUUUCGUGGUUCUUGAAUUCGUUGCACAAGCAACUCAAGUCGAAGAAAGAUCCGGAGGACUCGAUCAUCUACAAGUCAUUCAGGGGAGAAAUGAAGAUAUUUACGAGAAAACUGCCACCAAGCAAUUUGGAUGACAUCCAACGAAGACUCUUAAUGGCAACGGCCGAGUAUCAGGAAACCAUGGAAAAGUCAAAGUUUUUGUAUUUGACUUGUGACUUGCCACCAACACCCUUAUUCCAAGAUGAGUUCAAGGAAAACAUUAUUCCACAAGUACAUCUUUUCCAACUUUUAUCCAAAUUCAACGGGUCCACGGAAAAAGAAUACCAAACGUACAAAGACAACUUUUCAAAGCGCUUUGAAAUCACUCGAUUGCCGCAAUUCAUAAUUCUUUACAUAAAAAGAUUCACAAAAAAUACCUUUUUUGUUGAAAAAAAUCCUACGAUUGUGAAUUUCCCCGUUAAAAAUGUGGAUUUUGGAGAAUUCCUCACUGAAGAGGUGCGAAAACAACACAAAUCCACCAAUUAUAAUCUAAUUGCCAACAUUGUCCACGAUGGCGAGCAGAAAAAUGGAACGUGGAAGCUGCACGUCUACCAUAAAAGUACAAAGCAGUGGUACGAAAUGCAGGAUUUGCAUGUCAAGGACAUUUUGCCACAAAUGAUCACCUUAACGGAGUCCUAUAUUCAAAUUUAUGAGAAUGUAGAUGAAAUGGAGUCCAAAUAAAAAUUUUUGAAAAAUUUAUAAACAUGAAUUAUUUU